AUGCCGAUUAUAGGGGGUCACGUUCAAGCUGUGCACACUUCUUCAGAUACACCGAAAUGGAGGCUAGCAGUCCAUAUCUAUAGGAAGAGGAUGUGGGGACCAUCGGUGAAGGCAGAAGCUGCAUUCUCUGGGGCAGACGGAGCUUCCUUGGAGGAAGGGCAGGGGGCGCAGGCCCAGGAGGGUGCCCAAGAUGCCCUCUCCUCUGGCAGUGGAGAGACGCUGUUGAGCCGCGGUCUUGCUGGAGGUGUGGAAACAGCUGCUUUGCUUCCAGUCCAGUGCCCCGUUUCCUUUGAGGAGGUUUCUGUCUGCUUCACCCCAGGAGAGUGGGCCCUGCUGGAUCCGGGCCAGAGGACUCUCUACAGGGAAGUCAUGCGGGAGAACUAUGGAAGCGUCAUCUCUCUGGCCAGAAGUAUAAGAGAGACUUUGGUGGAGAAAGACAAUCGCCUUGCAUCCAAAGAAAAGCUGGGGAGUUUCUCAAGAGGAUCUCAAGAGCAAAUUUCCUCCCCAAAUGAGCUGUCUGACACCCAGGAUGAUCAGAGCAAUGAGGAGGGUGAGAAACUGAAUCAGCAGUUGCCAGAUCGAGUUGAAAAGGUGGACUUGAAAGAAAACAUCAGGAAUCCAGGCAGACCUAAGAGAAAGAAAGGAUAA
This is a messenger RNA of Heteronotia binoei (common prickly gecko), 648 nucleotides long. Its product is annotated as zinc finger protein 3-like. Gene Ontology annotation, biological process: regulation of DNA-templated transcription. The record is from RefSeq and is a predicted model, not a curated record. Lineage: Eukaryota; Metazoa; Chordata; Lepidosauria; Squamata; Gekkonidae. Bases 1 to 648 code for a protein of 215 amino acids. The transcript has 7 exons.